This is a messenger RNA of Pararge aegeria (speckled wood butterfly), 2053 nucleotides long. RefSeq lists its product as uncharacterized. Bases 182 to 1327 code for a protein of 381 amino acids. NCBI's taxonomy places the organism in Eukaryota, Metazoa, Arthropoda, Insecta, Lepidoptera, Nymphalidae. Gene Ontology annotation, biological process: signal transduction. Gene Ontology annotation, molecular function: protein binding. The transcript has 4 exons. The record is from RefSeq and is a predicted model, not a curated record.
UUGGUUAUGUGACGUAUAUUGUCAUUUAGGUUCACAUCUGAUUUUUUAUUUGUUUUUUCCUUGUUUUUAGGACUUUGGAUUUUUUCCAUUAGUCCUGUAUUUAUCAAAUUUGAAACAAUAAUUUAAAUAACUCUGAAAAAAUAUCAAGUGAUUAGUGUGUAUUAAUACGAAACAAACUAUAAUGAAUGCAAACAUGGAUUACAAUGACGCAGAUACAAUUAGUAUAAAUACAUUAAUGCUGGAAAACAUGCUUAGAGAUGAUAGGAUAAAGGAGAUGACAAAAUUAAAAACACUUGCUAAAACUGUAUGCAACCUCCACACGAAUAUACUGUACUAUAGAAAUGCAUCAACCAAGAGAGGAGCUGUGUGUUAUGAAGCAUGGAAAAGCCUUAUUAAAACUAUUGGUGGUUCACCUAAUACUUGGAGAGAGCUAGGAUAUGCUCUUGGUGUUUCGCCGAGUGAUCUUAAUUAUAUUGAGAACUCUGUAAAAGAGGAUGCACCAGCUGACAUAGUAAUAAAAGUUUACAUGCAAAAUGAAUCAGCAACAUUAGACAAAAUAGUUGAAGCUUUAGAAAAAAUGAAAAGGUAUGAUGUACUAAAAGCUAUUGAAGAACCGUUUUGCAACAUGAGCCAAUAUUUCAACAAAAAAGAUGAUAGCGGUUACCAAAGCGAAAGUAAACCACCGGGGACUGGAAAUAAAAUAAUCUAUUCGGCUAAUGAAAUAGUCAAUGAUUUGCCUGCAGCUUUAAAUAAAAACUAUGUUAUAAAAGAUAAGGAGCCAAAACCAAAUCAACCUACACAACCAUUAAGACAACCACUUGCUGAAUUUGAUGAAGUCGAGGAUGAUGGUCCACUUUUAUUUUUGACAUACACGGAAGAUGGUCUAGACACUGCUAUAAACAUUCAACAUUAUAUCAAUGACUGGGAAGGUCAAAAAGUCACAGUUUUAACUCUGUGUAACAGGAAGGACCAAGUAUAUCAAAAUCCAGAAAAGUUUAUUAGGAAAUAUUUUGAAAAGGCAGACUUCAUUGUACCUAUAAUAACCACAGGGUACCUGAAAAGUAUAAACCCCCUUUCGCCUCAUGUACCAAGUACAAAUGAUAAUCUAGACUACAAAUAUGUAAAUUUUAUCUACAAUUUGAUAAUCAAUCACUACAUACAUGCUACUGGAUGUUUGAACAAUAAAGUAAGAAGUGUACUGCCGUUUGGUGUUAACAUCAAUGUGCUAAAGGAAAUCAAUAUGUAUCCAGAUUUACUGCCAUUUACAUAUGAAUCUAAUUUCAAUGAACAUUUUAAGGCAUUUCUAAAGAAACACUCAGUUAAAUAGCAAAAUUCUGCCUUAUGGUGCACAACCUGGUACAUUGACUUUACCUUUGAAUUUUGAAAAAUGAAUUUUACAAAUGAAUAUUGAAUGAGUUAAGAACCUAUUAAAUAUGUAUGUGGUUUAAAAGCUCACAAUAAAUUUUAGAGGAGGUAUUUUCGGACUUCAUACCUACUGCUAUACUAACUGUAAUAUAUUUACAUACUGCAUCAGAGAUGGAAAGUCUGACUAGCCGAUUUAUUACUACAGAAAUUGUUUUAUUUUAAAACUUAGUAUAGCAAAAAGUUGUGUGAGAUUUGUGUUAAUCUGUCACUACAAUUUCCGUUUGCUUUGACACGCUCAUAAUACUGCCUUGUAAUUUAAUCACUAAUAUAGCACACUAGUACCAUGAUGUACUUACUAUAAGAAGACUCUGGGAGCAUAUAUUACAUUAUGCUCUCGUUGUUACUCAAUAUUUUAAAUUAAAUGAAUAAUUAAUUUCCAUAGGUUCAUAUUUUAAAAUUCAAAUCGCAUCAAAACUUAUGGUUAUACAUUUUCCAGUACAUAACAACCUUGGCUAAGCUUUUUAAAUUAAAUGACGAACUUUAACCUUUAGAUAUAUGGCUAUGUAAUACUAAAAAGGCAUUGUCGAGUGCUGUGAAAAUAACUAAGGUAUUUAAUAUAAUAUUUUUAUACCUCCCAAUAUAAAUUUGAUUCACUAAAAUUGGAAGAAAAUAUAUAUUUUGAUUUAAA